CAGAAGGCAUAUUUAUUUUAAUCAGUAACUUUUAUAUGCCUACAAAUAUAUGAUUGAGGGAGAAUGGAGAGAGGAAAAAGGAAGAUAGUCAUGGAUUUUGUUGUAUUUGCAAAAAAGUAACUGUAUGCAACCUUCAGUUGUCUGAUUUUAGAUAUAGCCAAUUACCUGAAUUUCACAAUUUCCUUUUGCUUUGAGUUUAAUUACUUUCCUCAGCAGCUUAAUCUUAAGUAAUUGUAGAAGAUAUGGAGCAGCAGGAAAUGAAAGAGCUGAUUCCUUUACAUCAAACAAUUAAAAUGGAAGAUCAGCAGCAGCAGCAGCAGCAGCAAAAAUCUCCGCAUGAUAUUUCUUUAAAUGUUCCAAUUAAGAGAAGAAAAAAGGGCGGCAUUAUAACUAUGCCUUUUAUUAUCGCAAAUGAGGCAUUGGAGAGCACUGCAAGCUAUGGGUUAUUACCCAAUAUGACUAAGUAUCUAAUGAAAGAUUACAGGAUGGGGAUCACUACUGCUCAAAAUUUACUGUUUUUCUGGUCAGCAGCUACUAAUUUCUUGCCUUUAAUUGGUGCUUUUGUUGCUGAUUCAUAUCUGGGUCGUUUCGUUACCAUUGGCCUCGGUUGCAUCUUCAGUUUACUAGGAACUACUGUGUUGUGGUUAACAGCAAUGAUUCCAAAAGCAAGGCCUCCACCUUGCAAUCAAGUAGGGCAGGCCUGUAAAUCUGCAACAGCAUCACAAUUCAUGCUCUUAGUCUUUGCAUUCCUUCUCAUGUCAAUUGGUGCUGGUGGUAUAAGACCAUGUUCUUUAGCCUUUGGUGCUAACCAGUUUGACAAGAAAAAUGAUCCCAACAACCAAAGGGUAUUAGAGAGUUUCUUUGCCUGGUAUUAUGCUUCAUCUAUACUCUCUGUUCUGAUCGCGAUGACAGGUCUCGUUUACCUUCAAGAUAAGAUGGGCUGGAAGAUAGGGUUCGGAAUUCCAGCACUCCUCAUGUUCUUCUCCGCGCUGUUUUUCUUCCUUGCUUGUCCAUUUUAUAUCAAGAAAAAGGUUACCUCAAACUUGUUUACCAGCUUAGUAAAAGUAAUUGUGGUUGCCCACAAGAACAGGAAACUCCCAUACCCUACUCAGCACUCGGGUUACCAUCGCAAGAAUGGUUCAAAACUUCGAGUGCCUACUGAGAAAUUGAGGUUCUUAAACAAAGCUUGCAUCAUUAAGAGCCCUGAAGAUGUUAAGCCAAAUGGAGUUGCAGUCAACCCGUGGAACCUUUGCACGAUAGACCAAGUCGAGGAGCUAAAAGCCCUCAUUAGAAUCAUGCCAUUGUGGUCGACGGGGAUCAUGAUAUCAAUAAACCUCAGCCAAAGUUCAUUCCCUUUUCUACAAGCUCUGUCCAUGGACAGACAUUUAACUAAAGGUAUUGAAAUACCAGCUGGCUCAUUCGGGAUGUUUAUGAUGAUAGCAUUAACAAUUUGGAUUCUUAUCUAUGACCGCGUGCUCCUUCCAUUGGCAUCUAAAAUCAAAGGAAAACAAGUAAGGCUUAGACCUAUAGAAAGAAUAGGAAUUGGCAUAUUUAUCUCUUGCAUAUCCAUGUUAGUCUCUGGUAUCGUGGAACAUGUUCGACGAAAAAGAGCAAUAAACCAAGGGCUGUUGAACAACCCCAAUGGAUUGGUAGCAAUGUCCGCAAUGUGGCUCAUUAUACAACAUAGUUUAAAUGGUAUAGCUGAGGCAUUCAGUGCAAUUGGCCAAACAGAAUUCUAUUACUCUGAGCUGCCAAUGAAUAUGUCAAGUCUUGCAUCUGCACUUUUUGGACUAGGAGCGGCCGUGGCGAAUCUGUUGGCAAGCGUUAUCUUUAGCGUUGUGGAUAAACUUACUAAAGGAGAAGGGAAAGAAAGUUGGAUUUCAAGCAAUAUCAACAAGGGUCAUUAUGAGAAUUACUACUGGCUUCUAGCUAUUAUGACAGCUUUUAAUCUGGUAUAUUUUUUGGUUUGUAGCUGGGCAUAUGGACCAACAGUUGACGUUGAUAUCACUAAGAGAAUGUUAGAGGACAGUGAUGAUGAGAUGCCACAGGAGAAUGUGUCUAGACCUGACUUGAAUUCGCAUUAGGCUAGAUACUGAAGUACAUUUAUUGUAUACAUAUAGUAUUUAUACAGAAUCAUAUAUUACCAAAUGCGUUAUAUAUAUAUAUAUAUAUAUAU
Nicotiana attenuata is the source of this 2176-nucleotide messenger RNA. RefSeq names its product protein NRT1/ PTR FAMILY 1.1-like. Gene Ontology annotation, biological process: transmembrane transport. The transcript has 4 exons. Bases 243 to 2084 code for a protein of 613 amino acids. Lineage: Eukaryota; Viridiplantae; Streptophyta; Magnoliopsida; Solanales; Solanaceae. Gene Ontology annotation, cellular component: plasma membrane. The record is from RefSeq and is a predicted model, not a curated record. Gene Ontology annotation, molecular function: transmembrane transporter activity.